AUGGUGAAGGAGACGGAAUAUUAUGACGUGCUGGGUGUCAUCCCUACGGCAUCCGAAGCCGAGAUCAAGAAAGCCUAUUACAUGAAGGCAAGACAAGUGCAUCCGGAUAAAAACCCAAAUGACCCUCUUGCUGCACAAAAUUUUCAGGUUUUAGGAGAGGCUUACCAAGUUCUAAGUGACCCAGCUCAAAGGCAAGCUUAUGAUGCGCAUGGAAAAUCAGGAAUUUCAACUGAAGCAAUUAUUGAUCCUGCAGCGAUCUUUGCUAUGCUUUUUGGUAGUGAACUUUUUGAGGAAUAUAUAGGCCAAUUAGCCAUGGCAUCAAUGGCUUCAAUGGACAUUUUUACAGAAGGAGAACAAUUUGAUACUAAAAAGUUGCAAGAGAAAAUGAGGGUUGUUCAGAAGGAAAGAGAAGAAAAGCUUGCAGAAAUAUUGAAAAAUAGGCUGAACCAAUAUGUCCAAGGAAACAAAGAGGACUUUGUUAAUCAUGCAGAAGCUGAAGUAGCCCGGCUAUCCAAUGCAGCUUAUGGGGUUGGUAUGUUGAAUACCAUUGGCUACAUAUACGCAAGGCAGGCUGCAAAAGAGCUGGGGAAGAAAGCAAUUUAUUUGGGUGUGCCUUUUAUUGCUGAGUGGUUUAGAAACAAAGGGCACUCUAUUAAAUCUCAAGUUACAGCAGCAACGGGGGCAAUAGCUCUAAUCCAAUUGCAGGAGGAUAUGAAAAAGCAACUCAGUUCAGAAGGGAACUAUACUGAAGAUGAGCUUGAAGAAUACAUGCAAUCUCACAAGAAAGUAAUGAUUGACUCUUUGUGGAAGCUUAAUGUGGCGGACAUUGAAGCCACUCUUUCCCGUGUUUGUCAAAUGGUUCUUCAAGACAGCAGUGUCAAGAAAGAAGAACUCCGUGCUCGAGCUAAAGGGUUGAAAACUCUUGGUAAAGUCUUCCAGAGGGUUAAGUCAGCCAAUGGAAACGAAAAUGAAAGUGCACCAAAUAAGGCAGUGCACAAGUUGAAUGGAAAUGAAACUAGCAAUGAUGUUCGUUCUCCUAGUACAUCACCCAAAUCAUCAAGUCCUGAUUUUUCAACUGAUGCUACAUUUGCAUCUCAGAGCCCCUACGUGGAGGCCCCACAUUUCGCUGGCAUGCAAUUUGAUUAUAACUUUCCUAGGCCAACCGCCCCCCCGGGUGCCCAGAGACCUACUUCAACCAGCAAGGAUUGUUAA
Sphenostylis stenocarpa is the source of this 1212-nucleotide messenger RNA. The record is from the annotation of a GenBank genome assembly. Lineage: Eukaryota; Viridiplantae; Streptophyta; Magnoliopsida; Fabales; Fabaceae.